Messenger RNA from Arabidopsis lyrata subsp. lyrata, 1253 nucleotides. Its product is annotated as transcription factor bHLH120. The transcript has 3 exons. NCBI's taxonomy places the organism in Eukaryota, Viridiplantae, Streptophyta, Magnoliopsida, Brassicales, Brassicaceae. Gene Ontology annotation, cellular component: RNA polymerase II transcription regulator complex. Gene Ontology annotation, molecular function: protein dimerization activity; DNA-binding transcription factor activity, RNA polymerase II-specific; RNA polymerase II transcription regulatory region sequence-specific DNA binding. Gene Ontology annotation, biological process: regulation of transcription by RNA polymerase II. Bases 458 to 1081 code for a protein of 207 amino acids. The record is from RefSeq and is a predicted model, not a curated record.
UUAGAUAUGGAUCCGUAUACAUAUAUGUAGACAUUAAAAUCAUAAUAUUGGGAUCCGUUUUAAACCGAUCCUAGAUUUUACUAUUCAUAUUUCUUGGAUAUCCGAAUUUUUUCAGAAAACCUUCUACAAGACAGACACUCCAAUAUUAAAUAGCUAGAGAAAGAAUCGGCACACACUCGCUAGUCGCUAUACAUACAAAGCAUAAAGUUCUGUCACGUGUAAACUGUUACAGCAAACCAAAUUAUUUGACUAAAGAAAAGAAACACCUCCCGAGGCUGCAUUAUUUAGUAAGUCUUCUUUGUUUAUUUCUUUCUUCCAUGAAAUAUGAUUAAAGAAGACAGACCCAAUUAUUUAAGGGAGGGCAGUCUCUCCUAUAAGACCUAACAAGUUCAUUACAAAAACAAGAGAGAAUAAAACACGAUUACUGCUGAGAUCUGCCAUUUCUAAACCUCAACCCAUGAUGAAUCCUUCUAACAAUCCUAAAAAGACAAGGCACCAGAUCAGUCAUAUGCCUCAAGAAAGAGAUGAAACGAAGAAGGAGAAGAAGCUUCUCCACCGCAACAUCGAACGACAAAGAAGACAAGAAAUGGCCAUCCUUUUCGCCUCUCUUCGUAGUCAGCUACCUCUAAAAUACAUCAAGGGAAAGAGAGCCAUGUCAGAUCAUGUAAACGGAGCAGUAAAUUUCAUCAAAGACACUCAAACACGGAUAAAAGAUCUCUCCUCUAGAAGAGACGAGCUAAUGAGAGAGAUUGGUGACCCCACUAGUCGAACUGGAUCCGGAUCUGGAUCUGGCUCAAGUAGAUCGGAACCAGCUAGUGUCAUGGUGCAACAGUGCGUGAGCGGCUUCAAGGUGGUUGUGAGCAGCUCAGCGUCGUCAGGUCUUGAGGCUUGGCCACUCUCAAGAGUUCUUGAAGUUCUUCACGAACAAGGACUUGAAGUCAUCAGCUCUUUAACCGCACGAGUCAACGAGAGGCUCAUGUACACUAUACAAGUCGAGGUAAAUAGCUUUGAUUGCUUCGACUUAGCUUGGUUGCAGCAGAAGCUAAUUGAGGAAUUAGUACUUUCCACGACCAGGCACUGAAAAAAUCUAACAUUGUUCAUAAGAAUAUGUUCAUUGAAUGAUGUUUUUGUCCAAAUCUCUUUAUUUUAGUGUCCGUAAGGGUGUAUUCUUCUUGGUCCUUCACUACUUGGAGUGAAUUUUUGUGUAAAGAUGAUCUGGUUGGUUAGAUUGAAUUAGCAAAUUCUAAACUCUC